Messenger RNA from Zychaea mexicana, 2730 nucleotides. Its product is annotated as WD40-repeat-containing domain protein. Lineage: Eukaryota; Fungi; Mucoromycota; Mucoromycetes; Mucorales; Lichtheimiaceae. Bases 62 to 2344 code for a protein of 760 amino acids. Gene Ontology annotation, biological process: positive regulation of TOR signaling. Gene Ontology annotation, molecular function: protein binding. The record is from RefSeq and is a predicted model, not a curated record. The transcript is spliced from 11 exons.
GCCUCCCUUCGUUCGGAACCUUUUUCUUUUUCAUCUAUACAUAAAAGACCUUGGAAAUAAUAUGAACAGCAUGCGCAAGUCCAAUCGACCGAACUCUGCCGGAUCAACAAGCAGUGGUCGCAUGCAACGUAUUGUUUCACAGGCAACAGCUCGACUUUCGUCAGAUACAAUAACUGAACCCGAGUAUCACGAUGGCAGCCACGAUGGACUUGUUCGGUAUCGCUUACAAGGUGCACUUACUGCAAUCGCGAUAUCGCCUGACAGUGAAGCUGUAGCAGUAGCUGGACGUGAUGUUUUAAAGAUCUUGGCUGUAAACCCAAACCAGGUACGCGAAGUAUUAAAUUUGCGUGCAGGUAGCCAUUUAAGCACCAACUAUAACAGCAACGACGUCAAAUGGGGAAACAAUGCAACGAAAACCAAGCUGGCAACAGCUGCAACAAACGGUGCAAUUAUUUUGUGGGAUAUCAACAGAACCACGGGUCGUCGGGCAGAACGUGUCAUUAACGAACAUUCGCGUGCUGUAAACCGUGUCUGCUUUCAACCGGACAAUGGUAAUAUCCUGCUAAGCGCAUCACAAGAUGGAACCAUGAAAUGUUGGGAUUUGCGUGACCCCAAGCUCGCUUCCCGGUAUCGAUUUGAGGGCAAGUCAGAAUCAGUACGCGAUGUACAAUUCAAUCCUGUUCAUCAACAUGAAUUUGCUGCUGCGUUUGAAACGGGUACAAUUCAGAAAUGGGAUAUGCGAAAUCCAAAAGCUCUUUACGAACGCAAAUUUAGCGCACAUAAUGGACCUUGUCUGACAGUGGAUUGGCAUCCAUCAGGACGUUUCGUAGCUAGUGGAGGCCGCGACAAGACAAUUAAAGUAUGGGACAUGAGUGUGGAUAGUCGAAGGCCAAUGUAUACGAUCCGAACAAUGUCAUCAGUAUCUCGUAUUCAGUGGCGACCUGGCAAUGAGCAUGAAAUCACGUCAUGUGCACUAUUGACAGAUAAUCGUAUACAUGUCUGGGAUAUACGACGGCCUCAUAUUGCCAAAUACGCUUUUGAUAUUCAUGAUACAGCGCCUACAGGGUUUCAAUGGCUCAAUUCUGAUGUUUUAUAUUCAUGCGCCUCCAAAGACAAAACCUUCAUACGACAAGAGAUUCACCACGCAUAUGAACCUAUCAACGGAUUACGACGAAACGGCACAGGAUGGAAUAUUCAAGGCGAUCUUGCUUUUACAGUGAACAGAAGUUCACGAGAAAAUUUCGUUGAUGAAUCCCUCGUUCCUACCAAGCCGACACAGCCUAAGAAAUGGAAAAAAACAAGCGCAAAACUGACCAUUGAAGACGAGGUUAUCCAGUAUCUUCCACCCCAAAGUUGCGGCAUUGCGCAUUUACCUCUUUUCGACUUUGAAGCGUUCUCGUUGUUUGCGGAACAUUAUGAUUGUUCCAGCGAUGAUAUUUUGGCGUCAUGUGAAAAGAAUAGCGAGGUUGCUUGGAAAUUGGGUCGAUAUCGGACAUCACAAACAUGGAAAAUCAUUGCUUUGCUUUUCCAGCCCGGUGAGGAUGAUGAUGAUGAUGAUGAUGAUGAUGAUGAUGAUGAUGAUGAUGGAGAAAAAGAAACGGAAGAAGAUAAUGCUGUGGUGCAAUCAUUAGCGUCACAACAUCAACAACAGACUGAUGGAUCAAGUGAAUCUGAAUCAUCAUCAGACGAAAAUGAUGAUGACGAUGGAACGGAUAAUAGUGCCGACGACUUAGAAACACAAUCAAGCGCAGUCUAUUCAGAAGACACGACCCAUCUCUGGUCAAUCUGGCAACAUCAAGGCGUUGUAAAUGACUUACUGGACUAUUACACGGAAGAGGGUGAUGUGCAGAUGUGUGUCACACUAUAUCUUGUCCUUCGACAUCAUAUCCAUGUUAAUGCGGAUCGCCUCGAAGACUGGUUCGCUGCUUAUAUUGAUCUUCUUCACCGAUUUAAGCUCUGGACAACUGCAACAGCAGUGAUCAAUUCUUGUCCAGUUGCACGGAUAAGAGAGCGUAAUGAGAACGCUACUACAAUCAAUAUUGCAUGUAACAACUGUUUCAAGUUGGUGAUGGGCACACCACAAGGUGCCUGGGCUUGUGACAAAUGUCAUCAACUGCUGAACCCAUGCUCAAUUUGCCAUCAAACGGUACGUGGAUUGUAUGUCUGGUGUCAAGGAUGCAAUCAUGGUGGCCAUUUAGAGCAUAUGCGUGAGUGGUUUAACCAUGAAUCCAUGUGUCCCACAGGUUGUGGUCACUCUUGUACACUAAAACCAUUGAUUACGACCUUGAGCCAUCUAAAAUCAACGAAUACCACUGGCAUUACUACCACCGCAGCAGCCUCUUAAGAAAUAGACGAACUUCUCUCUCUCUCUGUCUUUUGUACAUAAUAUAUACCCUCGCUUUCAAUAUUGGCGACUCUUCUUCUCCCUCGUUUACCCGUUCUCUUUAACCUGUCGCCUUAUUUCAAGACUGAAUUAUUUUUUAAAAUUUCCUAGCUAAAGCAAAAGAGGCUCUAAUAUUAGUUUUGCUCAUUACCGCUUUUAACCGACUGUAAUACUGUACUUAUUGUACUUUCUUUUUACUCGAGUAGUUUAUCUGGUGAGUGACUUCCACAUCCUUUUUUUAGUUUACAAGCCGAGAUUGGCGGUCUUUUCUUCUCGCGUGCAUGGACAUUCAACAGUUUCAUUUUUAUGAUGUCAAAUCCUAAUAAAAAUGAAUAUGCAUCAUGGGG